Messenger RNA from Onychostoma macrolepis, 2675 nucleotides. RefSeq names its product FKBP prolyl isomerase family member 15a (gene fkbp15a). Gene Ontology annotation, cellular component: growth cone. Gene Ontology annotation, molecular function: peptidyl-prolyl cis-trans isomerase activity. NCBI's taxonomy places the organism in Eukaryota, Metazoa, Chordata, Actinopteri, Cypriniformes, Cyprinidae. The record is from RefSeq and is a predicted model, not a curated record. The transcript is spliced from 23 exons. Bases 182 to 2413 code for a protein of 743 amino acids.
UGUGUGUCUGUGUGUGUGUGUGUGUGUGUGUGUGUGUGUGUGUGUGUGUGUGAGAGAGAGACGGUUAUCAGUGAGCCGCUGUGUCCUCGCGCUUACCUGUGCUCCUCGUAUCGCACAAGUACAAAAUAUUUGUGCACAUCAAGCCACUCACAGAAUCCAGCGCUGUUGACUCAGUUGUUCAAUGCUCAAAAAUUAUAGUAUGGAAAAAGUUAAAGACAUUAUUCCUGAUUAUAACGAUGAAGACUUUCUGUGUCCUAAAAGUGGGGCAAAGUUGGCUUCUCUCUUUGGUCUGGACCGAGCACAGAGUCAGGGAAACGAGUCCUUCCAAUUCACCGCCCCUAAACAGCCAAAAAAGUCCUGCGCCAUAUUAGGCCCGCCUCCUCAGAAGUCCAUCCCUCCUCCAUGUGCUCCAGCUGUGCUGUUUGCUACAGCUGUUCAUGCAUUCAGCUUUGUGAAUGGACAAUAUGUAAAGCAAGGCAAGACAGGAGCUGCUGUUUUAGGAAACCAUGUCACCAAAGAGUACAAGAUUCUAUUGUACGACAGUAAACAAAAACAGAUCAGUACGGCUCGAAUCCAUCGUGGAUUUGUCCUUACAGUUCAGCCCUGUAACUAUGUCACUUUCUAUGAUGACUGGCAACAAAACUGGUCUUUAAUGUUUGACUCAUCAAAGUCAAGGCCUGAGUUCUGUAAGGAGGUGUGCGUGGCCCGGUGGAACAGUGAGGCUAUGUCAGACUCUCUGGUCACUCAGGACUUGGUUCAAGGAGAAGGUCAAGCUGUUGAUGUCGGGGACACAGUGGAGGUGGCCUAUUCUGGAUGGCUUUUACAGAACCAUUGUCUAGGACAGGUAUUUGAUUCCAAUUUGGGCAAAGAAAAGCUGCAGCGAGUAAAGCUCGGAGCAGGCAAAGCUCAGAGUGGAUGGGAGGACGGGAUGCUUGGCAUGCAGAAAGGAGGUCGACGGCUCCUUAUCGUCCCUCCUAAUGUGGGUCAUGGGUCAAAUGGCGUCCUUAACCAUGUGCCAGCAAACAGCACUCUGGUGUUUGAUGUUGAGAUUCAUAGAGUUAAAUUCUCCAAAGACCGACAUAGCCGGGGACCAGUUGACACCUUCAGUACAUCUCCAAGCACACCAGAAGAGAACACCAGCCAAUCGGUCACUGAUACAGAUGAGUCAAAAGUCCAAGCACCUAAGGGGAAGGUGGAAUCUGUUUCCCUGACAAGUUCAGGUGCUUCCAAAUCCAAGCUAAUCUCACGUAUAGCCAAGAUUGGUCAACCCAUGCUUCCCUUUCUCACUGGGGCCAUUCCAGAUCAGACUGACCCCAGCGACUCAGAAACAGAGGUCAGGAGGAUUGGAGAGGGUACCAGUGGAUUGAUUUGUGAUCCCUCUCCUUCACAUUCCCACUCCCCAAAACCUGCACCGAUGCCCUGCAGUUCUACAUCUCUGUCGUAUCAGCCUGAUGAUUCUCAGAAACAGGAAGCAGUGCCACCAGAAGCAGACUUAAACACUACUCAAGGCUUUCAGCAAUAUUCCUUAAGACAAAAUCCUUACUUUCCAACACCGCUAGAUUCAUUUGCCUCACUCUACCCAUCCCAGCACAUUCCAUACCAAACACCAGAUAUUACAUCAUUCUUGAUGUCUGAUGCUCGCCAACACAACACAGAAAUUCUGCUGGCUAUUGAAAAGCUGGCAUGCAGGGUGGACCAGCUGACCUGCAAGGUGGAUGAGCUGCAAAAAGAGGGUCACUUCUCUUUCAGACUAGAGACAAACAUGAUCCUACACAACAUUCAGAGAAUUAUUCAGGAGAGUAUGUGUCUAAAAAAGGAGGUUCUGGAGAAGAGUUCUCAGGUAGAUGAACUGAACCACAAAAUAGAAAAGAAUAAGAGGUAUAUGGAGCAGCAACACAGCCAGACUUGCUGCCUUCAGGCUGAGCAGGAAAAGGUUCAUUUAUCUGGAGAAUUGGGUUCCUCCAUCACACAAGCUCAUCAGCUGCAGCAGGAGGUGCUCAAUCUCCAGCAGAGGGCAGAGAAGCAGAAGUGCAAACAGAUGGAGGACAUCAUGCAAAACACGGAUGAGGAGAUGCAAGAUCUGAGGGCUGAAAAGGAGAAUCUGGUUCAGAUCCUGUUAGACAGGAAGAAGAAGUGGCAGGUAGAGCAGGUGAAACGAUUGCUGAAGGGAGUGUUUCAGUCUCUCAGGACAGAGUUUGAUUCACGGGAAUUUUACAGUGGACACACGGUGCUUGAGAUUCUCCAAAACACCAUCAAGAGUACCACCAUGAAAUUUCUCUCAGAACCUUGGGAGCUUGAAUCAAGCGUAGAUGAAGAUAAAGUAGAGGAAGUGUCCUUGUCAACUGAAGAGUGUUUGCAAAUCAAAAACAUGGAGAAGGAAAACAAUGAAAUAGCGGGAAAAGGCCAACAUUAAAAAGGAAGCAUUUAUGCUAACAGAACAUCUGUAGAUCGGAACACCUGCAUAUUGCAGUCUGUUCUACCAUACGCAUCGGUUCACAUACUGAGAUCCUGAAAGGGAAAUUGGUACUGUCCAAUCACAGUUAAGAAGGCUAAUUAAUGUCCAGUCAGUGGACAGCUGAUCCUUUCCCGGUGUUUCAAAGCAGGCAGUUUUUCAGGGUAGAACCCUGAUCCAUAAUAAGUGUCCUGACUAUGGCACAACUGGAUAUAACUAACAA